Bathycoccus prasinos is the source of this 1986-nucleotide messenger RNA. RefSeq lists its product with no specific name. The transcript has a single exon. Bases 1 to 1986 code for a protein of 661 amino acids. The record is from RefSeq and is a predicted model, not a curated record. Lineage: Eukaryota; Viridiplantae; Chlorophyta; Mamiellophyceae; Mamiellales; Bathycoccaceae.
AUGAUGACUUCUAAAAGUGAUACCAUGGAAUCGACGACUUUACUAAACAAAAAGACGAACGAAGAAUCUUCUUCGUUAAAGAAGUAUUUGACCCCGAAAUAUGCGAUUGCCGCCACCGCGACGAUCGCGUUAGGCGCUUUAGGGGUCGCGUCGCAAUCAUCUUCUUUUGGCCGCGGGCAACUCAAACUCGGGAGUUCCAAUACGAACACUUCGAACAACAAAGUUGUUGUUCGUCAAUCACGAUUGGGCGCCGGUUCUCCGCAAACUAUUAGUUUGCACACCGGGUGCUCUCCCUUGAACAAGCUUCCGUUCGAUACGUCCUCGGAUUGGACCGGAAAGAUUGGAGCGAAAGUGGUUUCGAAAUCCAUGCAAAGUGAUUUCAGGUUCGAAAACGCACAAAAUUUGCAGGAAACGUCGUGCGGAAACUACGAAGGGACGGUCGAUCUUGAAGUCGGCGAAGAGUUUGGGUUUUAUUUAUACCCACUCGGAGACGAAUCGGACGAAUCCACGGUUUUGGACAACGGUUGCUUACACGAAGGCGACGGGCGUUGCCCGGCGUUUUCUUCGCCGUCGGCGCUCGCCGGUAUCGAGCAGUGUACGUCGAAGUAUUCGGAUCCGGGGAGCGGAGAUGUGUUUUACAACCGCGUUUUCGACGGUGAAACGUUGGCGUAUAACUGGGGAACGUGUGAAACGACGUGCGCGAACUCCGGGCCACCGGGGUGCCCGCAAAUAUCUACGGAGCCCGAAGUGCUCGACGCCCAGACGUGUCCGAUCAGCAGCGGUACCGGCGACGCCGGUUACACGGAUAACUAUCGCGGCUGGUACGACGCGAGCGGAUGCGGUAUUUGCCAAGAUUACUGCAGAUGGGUCGGAAAUUCAGGUUCUGGCGGCGACCCGAGCGUGAGAACGUCCUCUGGCGAUUCGUUUUGGUCGUGCAGAAAGGCGGGAGGGAAAGCGUCGAAUCCGGGUACGAAUCAAAAAGAUUUUUGCCCGGAUCCGUCCAACACGAACAUUCGAAACGUUGGCGGUUGCGGUAGCGAUAACUACUCCGCGAGAGGCUAUUACGGCGACACUUUUACUCAUAAAAAGUGUUCAGGGCAAGGCGUUCAAGCGAACCCAAUAACGACGACGACGCCUUCGUCGGAGCCGGAACUUAUGAAAUUUGAAUCGGUUGGGACGUACGCGUACACCGCGCCGCAAACGGGCAUGGCGAAAAUCUUGGUCGUCGGCGGCGGUGGUGGCGGCGGUGGACGAUCCGGCGCUGGCGGCGGCGGUGGUGGUGUGGUAUACGUCGAGUCGUAUCCAGUCGUCGCCGGUCAAACCUACGAAGUCCAAGUCGGUUCGGGAGGCGCCGGAGGAAGUGGAAUCACCGGUUCAGGGAAAAACACGAAAGGUGGCUCCGACGAUGAUCCAGGAAAAGCUGGUUCGAACUCCGUAUUCCAAGACCUCAUCGCUCUUGGCGGUGGAGGUGGCGGUUCAUCUUGGCACGAAGGCGGCUAUCCGGGCGGAUCGGGAGGCGGCGGUAAGUAUGGUCACGUCGGCGGCGCCGCUUUGCAAUCCGCUCAAUCUGGAUUGAGCGGCGAAUACGGGCACGGUUUUGCCGGAGGUUCCGGAACGUCUGGGUCUUGGAACGCCGGAGGCGGUGGUGGAGCCGGAUCCGUUGGGGUCAGCGGAACCUCUUCCGUUUGCGGUAACGGCGGAGAUGGUUUUACGAGCGAUAUCACCGGUGAGACGGUCACGUACGGCGGUGGCGGCGGCGGCGGUUCUCAUAACCCAGCCUGUUCCAGCGGCGGCGAAGGUGGCGCCGGUGGCGGCGGCAAAAACGGCAUGCCGGGCGCGAAAGACAGCGGCGAAAAUGGCAUCGACGGCCUCGGCGGCGGCGGCGGCGGAGGAUCCACGACGAGUCAUCACGGCGGCAAUGGGGGCACGGGAGGCUCGGGCGUCGUUGCCAUCUCGUGCUGCACGCCAGCCGCGGCUUUAAGAUAA